GGUCAACGGAGACCAUCGGGAAAUAUAUAAGCUCAGGUUUGCAGUUUAGAAAUGCGGUUGUUCAACACGCUACAUAUGAGUGCUGCUUUUGGUAUUUAACUUCACAAUGGCAACUGUAUCCGAUGUCACGACGCUUCCGGCCGAACUCAAAUCCACCCUUGCCCUCGGCCGGGACCUUGAGAAGAAAGAAGUGGGUCUUGGGAACAGUGAGGCCAGUAGUAUUGCUGCGGCACAAGUAGACGAUGGUGAACUUCCGAUAUAUUCAGAAGAGCAGUAUAAAAAGUUGAAGCGCAAAGUUGACCGAUAUCUGCUUCCUCUGAUGUGGCUCUGCUACGGUAUUCAGCAAACAGACAAGACAUCUAUCGGCACGCAAGCAACCUUUGGUCUCCGCACAGACACCGGCCUCGUUGGACAGCAAUAUGCAUGGCUUACCACUGUUUUCUACAUUACUUAUUUGUGUUUCGAAUUCCCCUCAAAUAUCCUUUUACAACGCUACAAGAUGGGCCGCACCUUGUCUAUUUAUAUGAUCUGCUGGGGAAUUGUGGUGCUUUGCAUUGGCUUUGCUAAGAACUUUACUCAACUAGUCACCCUUCGCGCGCUCCAGGGAAUGUUCGAGUGCUGUAUUAGCCCCGGUUUCAUUCUUGUCGUUGGUAGUUGGUACACUACACGCGAGCAUGCGUCACGGGCGCUCGUGUUCCAGAGCGCCAAUGCUGGCUUCGGCAUUAUCUCCAGUUUAGUCCUUUACGGUAUCGGUACUGUUGAGUAUCGCGACCCUGAGUCUCAGGCAUGGCGCUAUAUGUCCUACUUCCUUGGUGGGCUCACACUGCUGGCCGGCUUCCUUUGCCUCUUUCUACUUGGAACACCGUCUGAGGUCCAUUGGUUAUCUCCGGAGGAGAAGAAGAUGGCCAAUACUCGCAUACUUAGCAACAAUACGGGACACGACCGAACUGGAGUCAAGAAGUGGAAUUGGAAACAAGCUAAGGAAUGCUUGGCCGAUCCCUGUUUUUGGUUUGCAGGGGCAAAUGCAUUUCUCAGUUCGGUCCCCAACGGCGGCUUGACCACAUUCGGGUCCAUUAUCAAUACUUCGUUCGGAUUUACUAAUCUUCAAGUCAUUCUUUUGGAUAUUCCACGUAGUGUUCUUUCGGUUCUAUACUUCAUAUUGAUUGGCAUUAUGACCAGUAGGAAAAAGAACCUGCGCAUGUGGUUUAUGAUGUUUUCUACAAUCCCCCCAUUCUGUGGCUUUCUGAUGAUGGCUCUGCUUCCGAAUGAGGCACACUACAAAUGGGUCAAGUGGGGAGGCUACUUCAUGACUGUUCCCUUCGUCAUCUCGCUUUUCUUGGCUUGGACACUCAUCCCCUCAAACACCGCCGGUCGUACAAAAAGAACGCUAACCUCGUCUUUCACUUUCGUGGGCUAUUGUGUGGGCAACAUGACUGGCAGUCAGAUCUUCAAGACCGAAGAUGCGCCAAGAUAUGUUUCGGGUACGACGGCAUGUGCAGUAUGUUUUGGUCUACAGUUCUUACUCAUCCUGAGUUGGCGCACGCUAUAUGUCAUUAGAAAUAGGCGUCGGGACCUACAGAUGCAGAACGACGGGAUUUCCAAGGAAGAGCAAGUCAAUCAGGGCAAGACUCUGGGAGAGCAGGACUACACGGAUUUCGAGAACCCUUAUUUCCGCUACACGUUGUGAUUGAUAAAACAGUGGUGUUCUAUGAUCUCAGGAGCCACCAAGUAUUCUAUAAAAUCUGCCGAACAAUAACACAUUUUCCACCAAAUACAGGCAGUUUCUAGCUUACGAUCAUCCAAAAUUAGCGCAGUCCAUGGCACUAUCGUAACAAGCACCGAAUAACACUGUGUAUAGCGCAGAAUAACGUUGAAACAGUUGAGGUCAUAAUGAGAUUGAUUCCAAAAAAUAAGGAUAGGCGUCUCUGGCCUAGUAGCAACUGCU
Molecule: messenger RNA, 1945 nt
Organism: Truncatella angustata
Lineage: Eukaryota; Fungi; Ascomycota; Sordariomycetes; Amphisphaeriales; Sporocadaceae
Product: major facilitator superfamily transporter
Exons: 5
Coding region: 107-1687 (526 amino acids)
Biological process (GO): transmembrane transport
Cellular component (GO): membrane
Molecular function (GO): transmembrane transporter activity
Source: RefSeq, a predicted model, not a curated record